Drosophila busckii is the source of this 7689-nucleotide messenger RNA. RefSeq lists its product as uncharacterized. Gene Ontology annotation, molecular function: UDP-glycosyltransferase activity. The transcript is spliced from 16 exons. The record is from RefSeq and is a predicted model, not a curated record. Lineage: Eukaryota; Metazoa; Arthropoda; Insecta; Diptera; Drosophilidae. Bases 166 to 7662 code for a protein of 2498 amino acids.
AUAUAUUGAGCGCCUGCUGUGUAGUUGAGCGCUUUUCUAUUAGAAAAACUGUCUGUUCGGGCGUGAAUUGCAAACACGCAAGUGGCAAACAAUUGUGAACAAUCAAUUGUAAUUAAUAAAUAAAUAAACGCGUGACAGCAGCUGCACUUGAAGUGCAUUUUUGCAAUGACAGCGCUGCGUUUCAGACUUGUGCUGCUUUGUGCGCUAUGCGCAGCAAUUUCACUACCGCGCAUUGCAACUGGUGCCAAGAUUUUAGCAGUCUAUGCAUUUCCUGGUAAAAGUCAUUACAUGAUGCAUACGGCGUUAAUACGCGCGCUCAUUGAGCGUGGACAUGAGGUAACAAUGGUGGCGGCUUUCAGCUUGGAGUCGCAAAAGCUGGGCAGCAAUUAUAAGGAAAUUCUAAUUGAACCGGUGUACGAUAUAUGGAAAGCAGUGGAGCUGGACACAGGCAUGCAGCAUAUGUUUGAGCUGACGCGCAUGAGGAAUCACGACUUUCUUAGAAUGCUGAAUCUCAUAGGCAGCAAGACCACGGAGCAUGCGCUGCGUCAGCCCAAGGUGCAGGCUUUGAUCAAUGCCAAUCAAACUGAGGGCGUGUUCGAUUUACUGCUGGCCGAGCAGUUCUAUCAGGAGCCGUUUCUAGCGCUGGCCUAUAAGUAUAACAUACCCAUUGUUACCACCAGCACGCUGGGCUAUGAGAAUCACAUGAGUCAAAUGAUGGGGCUAAUCACGCCUUGGUCCUUUGUGCCGCAUGGCUUUAUGCCCUUCACGGAUCGCAUGAGCUUUGUGCAGCGUUUGCAGAACAGCUACGAAUCGCUCUAUGAGGACUUGGAUCGCUUGUUCAACUAUUUUCCACAAAUGGAUGCAUUAACGCAGCAAUACUUUGGCGCCGCUUUGGCUGUUGUGCCUGCUGUGCAGCAAAUGGAGCAGCAAAUCUCUGUGAUGCUGCUCAACAGUCACGCACCGCUGACCACCACGCGUCCCACUGUCGACGCUAUGGUGCCUGUGGGUGGCAUGCACAUUUACCCACCCAAAAAGCUGCCGCAGGAUAUUCAAAGCUUUCUCGACAGCGCGCACGCUGGCGCCAUCUACUUCAGUUUGGGCAGCAAUAUGCAGAGCAAGGACAUGCCCAAGUCUAUGCUGCGCUUGUUUUUGACUGUGUUUGCCUCGCUGCCGCAGCGCGUGCUUUGGAAAUAUGAGGAUGAGUCUAUAGAGCAGCUGCCUGCGAAUGUUAUGAUACGCAAAUGGCUGCCACAGUCGGAUAUUCUAGCUCAUGCCAAUGUCAAGGUCUUCAUCACACAUGGCGGUCUCUUUGGCACACAGGAGGGCGUUCACUAUGCUGUGCCCAUGCUGGGCAUUCCCUUUUACUGUGAUCAGCAUCUGAACAUGAACAAAGCCGUGCUGGGUGGCUAUGCCAUUAGUUUGCACUUUCAAUCCAUCACAGAGUCGCUGCUUAGAGAGUCGCUGCAGCAGCUGAUUUAUAAUUCCAGCUAUAGACAGCAGAUCCAACGCGUCUCUGACAUCUUUCGCGAUCGUCCGCUGCCUGCACGUGAGAGCGCCAUCUAUUGGAUUGAGUAUGUAAUUAGGCAUAAGGGUGCACCUCAUAUGCGUUCAGCUGGACUCGAUCUCAGUUGGUAUCAGUUCUAUCUGCUGGACGUUAUUGGCUUUGUGGCAGCUGUAGUCGUCGCUCUGCUGCUGCUGCUGCGUCGCUUGUUACGUUUGCUGCUCAGCAAACAACAACAAAAAGUUAAAAGUCAUUAUGGAUUUCAACUAUUUCUAUUAUGUCUGCUGGCACUGCAGCAAUUGGACUUUGGCGCCGGAGCGCGUAUUCUUGCCUCCUUCAUCUUCCCGGGCAAGUCACAUUUUAUGAUGACCAGCGCAUUGAUUAGGGAGCUUGUGCAGCGGGGUCAUGAGGUCACAUUCAUUACACCCUUCUCACUAGCAAACGAAAACUUGGGCGCCAGUUACACGGAAAUUUUAUUACCUCAAUAUAAUUUUUGGCCUACAUGUUUUAGAGUCACCAAUGCUAAGACUGUGCUAGAUAUGACUGAUGUGCCUAGAAAUACUUUUCUAGAAAUGGUCAUGCUAAUGGGCUUGGAGAGCACUGAUUUUGCUUUUGAGCAGCCUGAGUUAUUGAAACUGAUUAACGCUAAAGAUAAAGUCGGCAAAUACGAUUUGUUGCUAACUGAACAGUUCUUCAACGAGGGCGCUCUCAUUCUGGCUCAUCUCUAUCAAAUACCAAGCAUAACUGUAACCACCUUUGGAUACGCAAGCUAUAUAGAUUCCAUUGUUGGCGUUGUGACCCCCUAUUCCUAUGUGCCUCACUUGUAUAUUCCCUAUUCUCCACGCAUGUCGCUUUGGGAACGUACCCACAGUCUCUACCACACCUUGUACGAAGAGGGAUUACGCAAAUUUUGGUACUACCCAGCGCAAGAUGCUAUAUUAAGGAAACAUCUAGCUAACAUUUUACCUGAGGUGCCUACAAUUAAGCAAUUGGAACGCAACAUUUCUCUGAUACUACUCAAUAGUCAUAUGCCACUGGAGCAUCCAAAGCCCUUAGCCUUUAAUACCAUCCCAGUGGGUGGACUACAUAUAAAGCCACCUAAAGCAUUGCCAGUUAAUAUCAAAAGUUUUCUAGAUGACGCCCAGCAUGGAGCGAUCUACUUUAGUUUGGGCUCCCAAGUACGCAGUGCUGAUCUUCCUCCAGAGAAGCUGAAGGUAUUCCUUAACGUGUUUCGUAGCAUGAAGCAGCGCAUUUUGUGGAAGUUUGAGAAUGAAGAAUUGCCAAAUAUUCCCGCUAAUGUGAUGGUGCAAAAGUGGAUGCCUCAGAACGAUAUACUCGCUCAUCCGAAUGUUAAAGUUUUCAUCUCCCAUGGCGGUCUCUUUGGCACACAGGAAGCUGUUUAUCAUGGAGUUCCCGUGCUGGGCAUGCCUGUGUAUUCGGAUCAGUAUAUAAACAUAAAGAAAGGUGAAGAUGCUGGUUAUGCUUUGGGCGUGGAUUAUCGCUAUAUAACUGAAGAAGAACUACGUAGUGCACUCACUGAACUGUUGGAGAACCCCAAGUAUAAGCAGAAUGUAAAACGUGCCUCAAAAGUGUUUCGCGAUCGUCCGCUGAGUGGCAUGGAUACUGCCAUGUAUUGGAUCAACUAUGUUAUCGAGCAUCGUGGUGCACCUCACAUGAUUGCAGCGGGUGUGGAUCUAUCCUUUAUUCAGUUCUAUAUGCUGGACAUUAUGGCCAUUGCCUUGGCUAUAAUGGUGUUGCCUAUAUUGGCUUUAAAAGUGAUUUGUUGCCGCCUCAUGCUCAUGGGCAUAGAAACCACAGACUUUACUUUUGAACAGCCUGAGAUGAAAAAACUCAUUCACGCCAAAGAUAAAGUUGGCAAAUAUGAUUUGCUCCUAACUGGACAAUUCUACAACGAGGGCGCUCUCAUCCUAGCCCAUCUCUAUCAAAUACCUAUCAUCACUGUAGUAUCCUUUGGCUAUAGCAACCAGCUAGAUCCCAUCGUUGGCGUUAUGACGCCCUAUUCCUAUGCUCCCAAUAUAUGUAAACCAUACUCGGAUCAUAUGACAUUAUGGGAGCGCAUUAAUAGCUUCUAUCACAACAUGUAUGAAGUAGCAAUACGCAAAUUUUGGUAUUAUCCUGCCCAGAAUGCCAUUCUAAGGAAACAUUUGGGUAGCACUCUGCCCCAACUGCCUACAAUAAACCAAUUAGAGCGCAACAUCUCGCUAAUGCUACUCAAUAGUCAUAUGCCACUGGAGAAGCCGAGACCUUUGGCUUUUAAUACCAUCCCAGUGGGUGGACUACAUAUAAAGCCACCUAAGGACCUGCCAGCUAAUAUCAAAAGUUUUCUAGAUGAAGCAAAGCAUGGAGCAAUUUACUUUAGUUUGGGCUCCCAAGUACGCAGUGCUGAUCUUCCUCCAGAGAAGCUGAAGGUAUUCCUUAACGUGUUUCGUAGCAUGAAGCAGCGCAUUUUGUGGAAGUUUGAGAAUGAAGAAUUGCCAAAUAUUCCCGCUAAUGUGAUGGUGCAAAAGUGGAUGCCUCAGAACGAUAUACUCGCUCAUCCGAAUGUUAAGGUUUUCAUCUCCCAUGGCGGUCUUUUUGGCACCCAAGAAGCUGUUUAUCAUGGGGUGCCAGUGCUUGGUAUGCCAUUUUAUUUCGAUCAAUAUAUCAAUAUUAAGAAAGGCCAGGAAGCGGGCUAUGUUCUGGGCGUAGAUUAUCGCAAAAUAACAGAAGAAGAACUACGUCAUGCACUCACUGAACUCUUAGAAAAUCCGAAGUAUACGGAAAAUAUAAAACGUGCCUCGAAAGUAUUUCGCGAUCGCCCUCUCAAUAGCAUGGACACGGCUAUGUACUGGAUCAACUAUGUUAUCGAACAUCGUGGAGCACCUCACAUUAUUGCAGCGGGUGUGGAUUUAUCCUUUAUUCAGUUUUACAUGCUUGAUGUUCUAGCUAUUGCUUUACUUCAACUGAAAAAAGGCUUCAAAUGUUUCAUACUGUGUCUUUUGGCACUUCUGCAAUUGGAGUUGACUGCCGGUGCCCGUAUUCUUGCGCCCUUUCUCUUUCCAGGCAAAUCGCAUUUCAUGAUGAUUAAUGCGAUUAUCAGGGAGCUUGUGCAGCGGGGUCAUGAGGUCACAUUUAUUACACCCUUCUCACUAGCAAACGAAAACUUGGGCGCCAACUAUACGGAAAUAUUAUUACCUCAAUAUAAUUUUUGGCCCACAUGCUUAAGAGUCACCAACGCUAAGACUGUACUCGAUAUGACUGAUGUACCUAGGAAUAAGUUUCUUGAGAUGGUUAUGGUAAUGGGUUUGGAGAGCACUGAUUUUGCUUUUGAGCAGCCAGAGUUAUUGAAACUGAUUAACGCUAAAGAUAAAGUUGGCAAAUACGAUCUGUUGUUAGCUGAACAGUUCUUCAACGAAGGCGCUCUCAUUCUGGCUCACCUCUAUCAAAUACCAAGCAUAACUGUAACACCCUUUGGAUACUCUAACUAUAUAGAUUCCAAAGUUGGAAUUGUUACGCCAUAUUCUUACGUGCCUCAGUUGUAUACACCCUACUCUCCACACAUGUCGCUUUGGGAACGAAUUCACAGUCUCUACCACACCUUGUACGAAGAGGCAAUGCGCAAAUAUUGGUUCUAUCCUGCCCAUGAUGCUAUUUUAAGAAAACAUAUGUCUAAUAUUCUAACUGAGGUGCCUACAAUCAAGCAAUUGGAACGCAACAUUUCUCUGAUACUUCUCAAUAGUCAUAUGCCAGUGGAGAAACCGAGGCCUUUGGCAUUUAAUACUAUCCCAGUGGGAGGACUACACAUCAAGCCACCAAAAGCGUUGCCCGCUAAUAUCAAAAGUUUUCUAGAUGAAGCCCAGCAUGGAGCGGUGUAUUUUAGUUUGGGCACCCAAGUACGCAGUGCUGAUCUUCCUCCAGAGAAGCUGAAGGUAUUCCUUAACGUGUUUCGCAGCAUGAAGCAGCGCAUUUUGUGGAAAUUCGAAGAUGAGCAGUUGCCAAAUAUUCCCGCUAAUGUGAUGGUGCAAAAGUGGAUGCCUCAGAACGAUAUACUCGCUCAUCCAAAUGUUAAAGUUUUUAUCGCACAUGGCGGCGUAUUUGGCACUCAAGAAGCUGUUUAUCAUGGAGUUCCUGUGCUGGGCAUGCCUGUGUAUGCUGAUCAGUAUAUAAACAUAAAGAAAGGUAAAGAUGCUGGUUAUGCUCUGGGCGUAGAUUAUCGCUAUAUAACAGAAGAAGAACUACGUAGUGCACUCACUGAACUGUUGGAGAAUCCCAAGUAUAAGGAGAAUGUAAAACGUGCCUCGAAAAUAUUUCGCGAUCGCCCUCUUAGUGGAAUGGACACGGCUAUGUAUUGGAUCAACUAUGUUAUCGAGCAUCGUGGAGCACCUCACAUAAUUGCAGCGGGCGUGGAAAAAUCCUUUAUUCAGUUUUAUAUGUUUGACAUUAUAGCCAUUGCCUUGCUUAUAAUGAUGUUGCCUAUAUUGGCCUUAAAAGUCAUUUGUCGCAGACGUAAGUCCAACGUAAAGGGAACGCGUUUUGGAUCGGGAGUAUUUAGUAAAUAUAAUUCUAUUUUAAAAAUGCAACUCAAAAUAGGCUUCAAAUGUUUAAUAUUGUGUAUUUUGACACUUCUUCAAUUGGAUUUAUCUGCCGGGGCGCGUAUUCUUGCGCCCUUUAUAUUUCCUGGAAAAUCGCAUUUCAUGAUGAUAAAUGCGAUUAUAAGGGAACUGGUUCACCGGGGUCAUGAGGUCACAUUUAUUACACCCUUCUCACUAGCAAACGAAAAAUUGGGCGCCAACUACACGGAAAUAUUGAUACCUCAAUAUAGUUUUUGGCCGACAGUUUUCAGGGUCACAAACGCUAAGACUGUGUUAGAAAUGACUGAUGUGCCUAAAACUACCUUUCUUGAGAUGAUUAUGCUAUCGGGCUUGGAGAGCACGGAUUUUGCUUUUGAGCAGCCAGAGUUAUUGAAACUGAUUAACGCUAAAGAUAAAGUUGGCAAAUACGAUCUGUUGCUAGCUGAACAGUUCUUCAACGAAGGCGCUCUCAUUCUGGCUCAUCUCUAUCAAAUACCCAGCAUUACUAUUUCAACAUUUCUUUACACAACCCAUUUAGAUCCCAUAGUUGGAACUAUGACGCCCCAUUCUUAUGUGCCUCAUAUGUAUGUGCCCUAUUCUCCACGCAUGUCGCUUUGGGAACGUGCUCACAGUCUCUAUCAUAUCUUGCACGAAGAGGCAAUGCGCAAAUUUUGGUACUAUCCUGCUCAUGAUGCUAUAUUAAGGAAACACUUAGCUAACGUUAUACCUGAAGUGCCUACAAUCAAGCAAUUGGAGCGCAACAUCUCUCUGAUACUACUCAAUAGUUAUAUGCCACUGGAGCAGUCGAGGCCAUUGGCUUUUAAUACCAUUCCAGUGGGAGGACUACACAUCAAGCCGGCGAAACCUUUGCCCGCUAAUAUACAAAGUUUUCUAGAUGAAGCUAAGCAUGGAGCAAUCUACUUUAGUUUGGGUUCUCAGGUACGCAGUGCGGAUCUUCCUCCAGAGAAGCUCAAGAUCUUCCUCAACGUGUUUCGUAGCAUGAAGCAGCGCAUUUUGUGGAAGUUUGAGAAUGAAGAAUUGCCAAAUAUUCCUUCCAACGUGAUGGUACAAAAGUGGAUGCCUCAGAACGAUAUACUCGCUCAUCCGAAUGUUAAAGUUUUCAUAGCCCAUGGCGGUCUCUUUGGCAGCCUAGAAGCUGUAUAUCAUGGAGUUCCUGUGCUGGGCAUGCCUGUGUAUUCGGAUCAGUAUAUAAACAUAAAGAAAGGUAAAGAUGCUGGCUAUGCUUUGGGCAUGGAUUAUCGCUAUAUAACAGAAGAAGAACUACGAAGUGCACUCACUGAACUACUAGAGAAUCCCAAGUAUAAGGAGAAUAUACAACGCGCGUCAAAAGUUUUUCGCGAUCGCCCUCUUAGCGGCAUGGACACAGCUAUGUACUGGAUCAACUAUGUUAUCGAACAUCGUGGAGCACCUCAUUUGGUUGCUGCGGGUGUGGAUUUAUCCUUUAUUCAGUUUUACAUGGUUGAUGUUCUUGCUAUUGCAUUCCUAAUAAUUGUGAUACCAAUAUUGAUUAUUACAAUUGUUUGUCGCAGCCGUAGGUCCAACCCAAAGGCUAAGUCCAAGGUCAACUAAUUAAACGGAAUUAUAAUGUAUUUUAUU